AUGGGUGCUCACAAAAACAGCUCAAAGGUCUCCCCAAAGCCAAAAUCAACCACACUCAAAUUCCUCCUCGACCUCGAUUCCAAACACAACUGCAAUGGCAAUCCCGAACGUCAAGAAAUCCUCUCUGUAAUCUCAUACUGCACUUAUUACAUCUUCACGUUCACCGACCCUUUGGAAUCUCCUUUCCACCAAAACCAAAAGCGUGACAAGCUCACGAAGCUUCUUUACAUCAUAAAAUCUCUCAAAAAGCCACUUCCCGACCAAAUCCUCUCACCCCUUUUCUGCAUGAUAUGGAAAAAUCUCUUCCGAACCCUCCCCCCACCAAACUCCCCGGCUGCCGCCUGCUUCUUCCCCGAAGAUGACGACCUCACGUACAGCCCGACCCCAGCCUGGCCCCAUCUCUACCUAGUUUAUGACAUUCUUCUUGUACUAUUAACCGAACUAGAAGAAAAGACUUUGUCCAAGUACAUCAAUGGAUCCUUCAUUCACAACAUGCUUGCCCUGUUUGAGUCUGAGGAUCCAAGGGUGCGACAAGUCUUGAAAACCGCGUACCACAAAAUGUACUCGAGGCUCCACGUUUCGAGACCGUGCAUGAGAAAUGCAAUGGGAGAAAUUUUCUUGGAUUACAUUUAUGAGGCCGAGCGGAAGCACUAUGGGAUUGGGGACUUGCUCGAGAUUCUUGGGACGAUAAUCAAUGGGUUUAGUGUGCCGUUGAAGGAGGAGCACCGGGUUUUCUUGAUGAGAGUUUUGGUUCCACUGCACAGGCCAAAAGAGAUGCACGCUUAUCACAAGCAGUUGGCUUACUGUAUAACCAAGUGUUCCAACAGUUGGAACUCGCAGGUUGCUGAGAGGGCUCUCUAUGUGUGGAACAACGAGCGAUUUGUGAAAAUGGUGUCUGAGGCUAUAGACGAUGUUUUCCCUCUCAUAGUUGAGGGAAUUGAGAGAAAUCUGAAGGGGCACUGGAGCAGAAGUGUUGGAUAUUUCUCUACUUUUAUGAGGCUUCAAUUCAUAUUGGCAGGGGCAUGUACAUGUAAAGAUGAUCAUUUAUUCCAAAUGGGGUGUUUUUAA
Messenger RNA from Striga hermonthica, 1068 nucleotides. The record is from the annotation of a GenBank genome assembly. Lineage: Eukaryota; Viridiplantae; Streptophyta; Magnoliopsida; Lamiales; Orobanchaceae.